AUGUUCAGGUCAUUCAAAAAGUUGUUGAAUCGUAAAACGUUGUAUGAUAUUCAGACUCGAAGUCAGACGAAUGAAGUAAAUAUUUUUAUAGAUGGUAAAGCUGUUUCAGUUCCGAAUUACUUCACAGUAUUACAAGCGUUGCGUCGAGAACGUAUAACUGUACCUACAUUCUGUUAUCACGAUCGAUUGUCAAUAGCUGGCAACUGUAGGAUGUGUCUUGUACAAAUUGAAGGUAUGUGGAAACCACAAAUUGCUUGUGCCAUGCCAGUGUCCAAGAAUAUGAAAAUACAAACAAAUUCCGAAGUUACAUUGAAAGCACAGGAAGCAGUUUUGGAAUUUCUUUUAGCUGAACAUCCACUUGAUUGUCCGAUUUGUGAUCAGGGCGGUGAAUGUGACUUACAAGACCUUUCAAUGAAGUUCGGUAAUGAUCGAACAAGAUUUACAGACAUACACUUUCAAGGUAAGAGGGCUACGGAAAAUAAAUACCUCGGCCCUUUGAUUCGAACUGAGAUGACAAGAUGUAUUCACUGUACACGUUGUAUAAGAUUUGCGUCUCAAGUAUGCGGUUUAGAUGUUCUUGGAACGACAGGUCGUGGUGCUGACAUGUUGGUAGGGACAUAUGUCGACAAAAUAUUUUUAUCCGAAUUGUCUGGAAACAUAAUUGACUUAUGCCCGGUUGGAGCGUUAACGUCCAAGCCGUAUAUGUUUAAAGCAAGGCCAUGGGAACUCAUAAAAACCGAUUCCAUUGAUGUAACUGAUGCCACUGGAACAAAUAUACUCAUUAAUCAUAGAUUUGAUAGAGUAUUAAGAGUCUUGCCUCGUGAAAAUGAUGACAUCAAUCAGGAAUGGCUAUCUGACAAAGGCCGUUGGGCGAUAGAUUCUCUUGAGUUUCAAAGACUUAUAACUCCAAUGCAUAGGAAUGAAAGUGGGUUGUGUCCAAUAGAAUGGGAUUGCGCUUUGAAAAUGGCUGGAAAAUUAAUAAAAUCUGCAUGUCCCGCUAAGAUACUGGCUAUUGCAGGUCCGCAUUGUUCAGUAGAAACCUUAGUAGCUGCGAAGGACUUACUUAAUAUGCUUGGUUCUGAUAACACAUUUAUUGAACGUGGUUUGUCUUAUUCUGGGUCAAAUAUCGAUAUAAGAGCCGGUUAUUCUCUAAAUGUCAGAAUGAAAGAUGUAGCAACAGCCGAUAAAAUAUUACUUAUAGGAACUAAUCCUCGCUUUGAAGCUCCAAUUUUAAAUUCUCGUAUUAGAGAAGCUUAUGUGUACAAUGAAUGUGACAUUUAUGUGAUUGGCCCACAGUGCCAGUAUAACUAUCAGGUUCAAUAUAUUGGUAAAUCUAUCAAUGAUAUAUCUAAAGCUAAAAACUACAUACAGAGUGCAAUGCGGCCUUUAAUAUUCGUUGGCAUUGAUCAGUUACAAACUUCAAAUACUGUGGCUGUUAUGAAAGAGUUAAAUGAAUUAGUGAAUACCUUAACGGUGGAUGAAAAUUGGGAAGUGAUAAAUGUUAUAACAAAAGAAGCUAGUUUCGCCGGCGCUUUAGAGGUUGGGUGGAAGCCAGGUGGAUUAGCUGCAUUAAAAUCAUUGUCCCCAAAAGUAGUGAUAUCUUUAGGUGCAGACCACGUGUUCUGUAGGUGGGAUGCCCCGACCGAUUGUUCUAUUAUUUACGUAGGUUUUCAAGGAGAUCGGGGAGCGGAGUGUGCGUCAAUUGUUUUACCUGGAAGCGCUUACACAGAAGCGGGUGGCAUCUUCAUGAAUAUGGAAUGUAGAUCUCAGUUUGCCUUCCCUGCUGUAACUCCACCUGGUAAUUCACGUUAUGACUGGAAAAUAAUACGAGCACUGGCAGAGUAUUGUCAAAUAUGUUUAUUUUACAGUGAUAGAGAAUCGCUCUGUAUCAGAUUAGCCCAGGUAAGCCCAAGCUUAUUACAUUUUGGGACGUACCAAAAUAAGUUAUUCGCUGAUUUAAUUCCUCAACUUCUGAAUAAAGAUACUAGAAAAGAGACUGGUGUUGAGAGUAGUUCUUUGCAUGUAGAGAUGAAAACUUUAAAAGACUAUUAUUGUUCGGAUAUUUUUACUUAUAACUCACCAACUAUGGUCAAAGCCACAAAGGCUGCUACCGAAAUAGAAAAAUCUGAUUACGCUUCUGUUUAG
Messenger RNA from Nymphalis io (European peacock), 2145 nucleotides. RefSeq names its product NADH-ubiquinone oxidoreductase 75 kDa subunit, mitochondrial-like. The transcript has a single exon. Gene Ontology annotation, biological process: ATP synthesis coupled electron transport. NCBI's taxonomy places the organism in Eukaryota, Metazoa, Arthropoda, Insecta, Lepidoptera, Nymphalidae. The record is from RefSeq and is a predicted model, not a curated record. The coding region runs from base 1 to 2145 and encodes 714 amino acids. Gene Ontology annotation, cellular component: membrane. Gene Ontology annotation, molecular function: NADH dehydrogenase (ubiquinone) activity; iron-sulfur cluster binding.